AUGUUCGGCUCGUCGCCAGGCCGGCAGGAUGAUGGGGCUGCAGACACUGAGCAAGGCGCCGAAGGCUCCAAGCCUGACCCGAUUCGCAUACCGACCAUCGAGACGGGCACAAGUCCUGAGAAGAGAAGCAGUGUCAGUAGCAGUCCCCGGAAAACCCGCGAAGAUGCAAGCCCGGAUGCGGAAAGGAAGAGGAGGACUAGUGGAGUAGCCAGGGCCAGGGAUAUGUUCUCCAGCGCGAAACAGCACCUCUCUGGAUCAUCACCCACCUCCAGCUCCGGGGAGGGAAAGACCGCAUCGUCGUUUCGAACAUUAGAGCGACAAGAUCCCGCGCUGGCGGUCCCGCAAGGUCCAUUGAACAACUCCGCGGGUGUAUCUUCCCCAACACCGAGGUCAACCUUCAGGGUCGGAGUCACAGAAGACAAGAACAAAAAAUGCCGUAGGACUAUGGAAGACACUCACGCCUAUCUGUACAACUUCAUGAGCACGCCCCAACCGGCUCUUGGCUCGGAUGCCACUUCGAAUAACCGGAGCUCCGUCUCAGAUUCGAGUUCAGGUAUCACGGAAGUCACAUCACAGCACGUCGUCGAAACCGACAAUGGCUACUUCGCUAUCUUCGAUGGACACGCCGGGACAUUUGCCGCAGAUUGGUGCGGUAAGAAGCUACAUAUCCUCCUGGAAGACAUCAUCCGCAAGAAUCCAAACACGCCCAUUCCUGAGCUACUGGAUCAGACCUUUACAACCGUUGACCAACAGCUCGAAAAGCUACCCUUGAAGAAUAGCGGGUGCACUGCCGUCAUCGCAGUCUUGAGAUGGGAGGACAGAGUGCCGAGCUCCCAGUCGGCUACUGGGUCGGCGUCCUUCGCUCCAGCGGCAGCUGCAGCAGCAGCAAAGGCAGCUUCAGAAGGCCUAGGUCCAGGGUCUGAAGCAGUAUCCAAACCCUUGCAGACACACCCAGACAACUCUGCUGAGGUACCGCCGGCCGGCGGCCCGCCUGAUGCCGUUCCUGUAGCAAAGCUUCAAGAAGCCGCAUCACGACAGCGGGUUCUCUACACUGCCAACGUCGGCGAUGCUCGUAUUGUACUCUGCCGAAACGGACGCGCUCUUCGCUUGUCAUACGAUCACAAGGGCAGUGAUGAGAAUGAGGGUAGACGCGUUGCCAACGCCGGCGGCUUGAUCUUGAACAACCGCGUCAACGGUGUCUUGGCCGUAACUCGAGCAUUAGGCGACGCUUACAUGAAGGACCUUGUGACAGGGCAUCCGUAUACUACCGAGACGGUCAUCCAGCCGGACCAGGAUGAAUUCCUUAUCCUGGCGUGCGAUGGGCUCUGGGAUGUCUGCUCCGACCAAGAAGCCGUCGAUCUAAUCCGCAACACCCAGGAUCCGCAGGCGGCCUCAAGACAGCUGGUUGACCACGCUCUCGCUCGCUUCUCCACCGACAACCUCUCCUGCAUGGUCGUCCGCUUCGACAACCGGGCGCUCAAGCAACUGAAGACUGAGUCGUCCCUAGGCGUGGAAGGAGACCACCCGGCACCGAAAGGGAGCGUCAGCGAGGCAGAGGCGAUCGUCGCUACAGCCAAGAAGGCUAUGGACGAGGUUGGCAGCCCGGAUGCUGACAAGAACAGCAAUGAGAUGAUUAUGGAGGAAGAGGAGGAGGCGGAACCGGGGCCGGAGCUGAAUGUUGAGGCGCUGAAGAAGGCACAGGUUGCAAACAAGCACAAGAGUUGA
Molecule: messenger RNA, 1725 nt
Organism: Coniosporium apollinis CBS 100218
Lineage: Eukaryota; Fungi; Ascomycota; Dothideomycetes
Exons: 2
Coding region: 1-1725 (574 amino acids)
Biological process (GO): protein dephosphorylation
Molecular function (GO): protein serine/threonine phosphatase activity; cation binding
Source: RefSeq, a predicted model, not a curated record